AUGCUGUCGCUGCUACUUGUCUACGCUGCCAUCUUUAUCCUGCGUUGCACUAAUGUGGCCAUCGCAGGGAAAUACCCGGUGGGGCCUAACAGAUUCUUGGGCACCUGCCUCGAUUCAGCGUGGGUGACGAAGAUGGAAGCUGAGAAGGGAGUCUCCAGCCAAGAACGUGACUCCAGCGGACGACUUGUUCACCCGUUCAUGCAGGCAGCACUCAAGUAUCCUCGAUACACAGUUGAUGAUCCGCGAACAGCAGCAGGAACGGCGUACACGGAUGCAUGUUUGGGAAAUGGGGUCUUCUAUGGAGCCAACCAGCCAUCGGACGGCUCAAGUCGUGGUGAAGUGAAAGGAACGCUUUCCAUUGAUGUGGGUGACUGGGACUCCCAUGUAUUGGCUUCAAUGGUGGCGGCGGUUGUUGCAGAAGAAGUGAUUGGCUACAAGGUCUCUCUGAAUUAUGGCGGCCCGACUGCAGAAAUCACGAUGCGCAUGUCGUCUGCAAAGACAGGAAUUUGCACUCCGACCCACUUCAAUGUUGAAACUUGGCCCUCCAGCUCCAUGUCCAGGCUACGAGUUUACUUCAACGAGAGCUACUUGAUCGGUGGCGUUGGAUACUUUGGCGGCACUGGACUGUACACCACUCACCAGUUUGUGCUCGAUGCGGCCGCGGCAACACCUCCCUACUUCCCGGGUUUCUGGAUGGACUACAAAAUGACUGAUACCCUUAUCAACAGACAUAUUCAAGGCCUCCAAAAAUCAGAGGCCUGUACGCAGCGUGAAGCUGCUGGAAAAGUGUGUUUGGUCGUCGCUAUGAUGUAUCCGCGAUACGAUCGUGGCUACUUCCAGGCUGUGGUCUCCAAUCUCGGAAUUGCUGCCUACUUUUGCUUCAUCGGAUACGACGGAGUGAACCAAUACGCGCACGAUGCGGCAAAGAACGGCACCCCAGUGAUCUUUAUCCAUUGGGAGCCGGAAAUCUUCCACGUGACACACAAGGGACUAUUUGACCGAAUAUUCCUGCCACGAACAGAUCCUGAACGUGUCAAACUGUCGACAGCAGACUACGGUGAGAACGGAUACGGUAAGAAGACGAAUAACCCCGUGGAUGUGGAUUAUCCAAACCUUCAGCCCAUCAAAUUUGCUGCUUCUAUCGUGAAGAAUCAACCCGCAGGCUCACUGUUCUCUAAAUUCUCGCUUGGGGAUGCAGACAUCAACAAUGUAAUGACUGAGUAUGUAACAGUAUCUAGCGACACGACUGAACCAUCCCCGUAUUUUCGAGCGGCAUGCAACUGGUCAAGUGACCGGUUGUGGUAA
Molecule: messenger RNA, 1305 nt
Organism: Phytophthora nicotianae INRA-310
Lineage: Eukaryota; Oomycota; Peronosporomycetes; Peronosporales; Peronosporaceae
Exons: 5
Coding region: 1-1305 (434 amino acids)
Source: RefSeq, a predicted model, not a curated record